This is a messenger RNA of Colletotrichum aenigma, 924 nucleotides long. It is a transcript of the gene bik4, whose product is annotated as Nitrogen metabolite regulation-like protein bik4. The record is from RefSeq and is a predicted model, not a curated record. The coding region runs from base 1 to 924 and encodes 307 amino acids. NCBI's taxonomy places the organism in Eukaryota, Fungi, Ascomycota, Sordariomycetes, Glomerellales, Glomerellaceae. The transcript has a single exon.
AUGGCAUCAUCAACACCAACUGUUAUCAUCUUCGGCGCUGCCGGUGCCGUUGGAAGAGCCGCGGCCAUUGAGGCCCACUCGCGCGGCGCUCGCAUAUUUCUUGCCAUGCGCAGCACCCAAAAACCAAUCCCGGGUCUCCCCAGAGAGUUGGAGGAGAAGAGCAGCUUCACACGAAUUGAAGCAGAUCUUCUGAACCCGGAUUCUAUCCGCAAUGCUAUCAGCAAGUCAGGGGCAACGGUUGCGUUCACCUACCUCAUUCAUCAGGCCAAAGAUGCCAUGAAGUCGGCUUUUGGGGCGAUGAAAGAAGCCGGGAUUAAGCGCAUCGUCUUCCUCUCAUCAUACACCGUUUAUCCCGAUAGGGAGGCCGCUGCCAAAGGAAAACAUGCCAUUGCAGGGCUUCAUGCUCGAGCCGAGGUCUCCUUGGUGGAGGCCGGUUUGCCGAGCACCAUUCUUCGACCAAUGUACUUCAGCAGCAACAUUAGCUCGGAAGCCGAGGACGUCAAGAACGGGGAGGUCUACUUACUACGACCUGGAGCAAUCAGCGACUACCUAGCCCCUGAAGAUAUUGGGUCUGUGGCUGGCGUGAAGCUUGCACAGCAAACCACCGAGUCCGAAAUUAUUCCCCUCUGUGGUCCCGAACUUCUGUCACAGCGAGAGGCAUGGGAGAUUGUUUCCAAGGAGCUUGGUCGGGAGAUUAAGAUCAAGGAGAUCGGAGAAGACGAAUUCCUCUCGCGCCAACAAGUCCCUCCACCAUUGGCCCGCUGCCUCGCAGACUACUGGCUGGAAGGAGAGGAAGCAUCGGCAAGAUAUCCAGCAGACCGUUACAAAGAGGCAUCCGCAACCAUGACGAAGUAUACAGGAAGAGAGUCAACUACCUUUCCUCAGUGGAUAAAGGCUCACAAGUCUGAAAUAUUCGACGCGUAG